CUCUCAAACAAAUUUAUUUGUUUUUGUAAUUGAUUGAAAAAGAAAGAACAAAAAAAAAAAAGGGGGGGGGGGGGGGAUAAACAGAGACAGAAGAUGGCGACGGCAGAAUCGUUGGUGGCGCAAAUCCAAGGGCUAUCAAGCAACGCGGUGGAUUUAGGUUUGUUAUCAAUUCACUUGAAGAAAGCAGAUGAAGUGCUACACAAUGAGUCGACUCGGCUUUUGGCUUUUCUUGAACAGCUCGACCCGACUCUUCACUCACUCGGUUAUCUUUAUUUUUUAGAGGCAUGCACUUCUGGGCCGGUUACCAAUGAGCAAGCGAGAAGACUGGUUUUGAUCCUUUCCAGGUUUCUCACUUGUUGUGUUGCAGACCAGAUUCGUUUGGCGUCGGAAAAGUUCAUAGCUGUUAGUAAGAGAUUCAAAGACCAAGUUUUGAUGCUUGAAGUACCAAUGCGUGGUGUGGCCCCUUUGCUGGAAGCUGUGAAAAAACUACGCUCAUCCUCUGAAUAUUUGACUGCUUUGCAUCCGGAUUUUCUUCAACUUUGUUUGUUGGCUAAGUGCUAUAAAACUGGUCUUUCCAUUCUGGAGGAUGAUAUUUUUGAGGUUGAUCAGCCACGGGACUUUUUUCUCUAUUGUUAUUAUGGGGGGAUGAUAUGUAUUGGACAAAAGCAUUUUCAGAAAGCACUGGAGCUUCUUCACAAUGUCGUGACGGCUCCUAUGUCUUCUAUAAAUGCUAUAGCUGUUGAAGCAUUCAAAAAAUAUAUAUUGGUUUCUCUCAUUCAAAAUAGACAGUUCUCAACCAGCCUCCCUAAGUACACUUCUUCAGCAGCUCAGAGAAAUUUAAAGACCUUGUGUCAGCCCUAUAUGGAAUUAGCAAGUAGUUAUAGCAGUGGAAAAGUUUCAGAAUUAGAGACAUACAUUCAGACAAACAGGGAGAAGUUUGAAAGUGACAAUAAUCAUGGACUGGUGAAGCAAGUCGUAUCAUCCAUGUAUAAGAGAAACAUUCAGAGAUUGACCCAAACGUAUUUGACUCUUUCCCUCCAAGACAUAGCCAAAAUUGUGCAACUUAGCAGUCCUAAAGAGGCAGAGAUGCAUGUGCUUCAAAUGAUCCAAGAUGGUGAGAUAUAUGCAACAAUCAACCAGAAAGAUGGUAUGGUUAGAUUCUUAGAGGAUCCAGAACAAUAUAAAAAUUGUGAGAUGAUUGAGCAUAUCGAUUCAUCAAUUCAGAGGAUAAUGACAUUGUCAAAGAAGCUGACUGCAGUGGAUGAACUCUUAUCAUGUGAUCCUUUGUACUUGGCAAAGGCUGGAAGAGAGCGUCAGAGAUUUGACUUCGAUGAUUUUGACCCUGUUCCUCAGAAAUUCAACAUUUAAUGGAAAUUGGAGGAUUUUGGAAUACAAGUGUUAUUUAAUUGAGAAUGAUGUUAGGCUGCUGCACAUGGCUCCAUGUUAAAAGAAAUGGUAAAUUUAAAGCCCUUGUUUCACUUCAGAGCAUAAAGAUUUUUGGCGUCAAAUUUCUUUUCUUUUCCUAGGUUUGUCUUUUAGGUAUAAGCGGCAGAUUAUGAUAGAAGUCCAGUUUAGUUUGCAACUCAUUUCAAGUAUUGUAUACAUGUUCUGUCUAUCUCCAGGACAAAGCUGCCUGCUCUUUAUUCUUAAUAUUUCAUGUGGAGUUUUGAUA
Populus trichocarpa (black cottonwood) is the source of this 1672-nucleotide messenger RNA. Its product is annotated as COP9 signalosome complex subunit 3. Bases 94 to 1368 code for a protein of 424 amino acids. Lineage: Eukaryota; Viridiplantae; Streptophyta; Magnoliopsida; Malpighiales; Salicaceae. The transcript is spliced from 11 exons. Gene Ontology annotation, cellular component: COP9 signalosome. Gene Ontology annotation, biological process: ubiquitin-dependent protein catabolic process. The record is from RefSeq and is a predicted model, not a curated record.